AUGGGGGAGCACAGAGCAGCUCGGACGAGGGAGCAGUACCCGUGGGCGCGCUACCGCUGGCUGGACUCCCUCCUGGGCCUGCCCUCCCAUCGCCAGCGCCGCUUCCUCGCGCACCGCCUGGCCACGAGCCCGCUGUGCAAUGCGCUGGGCGGGCUGGUGUUCCUGGGCACGCCCUUCUACGUCAAGACCUGGCAUCGCCACGGCGUGCUGUUGCUGCUGGUUACCACCUCCGCGUCUGUGGGGGUGACGUUCGUGGUCAUGUGGGGCUACGUGCUGCUGUGGCGCGUGACUGUACUCGCCAUUGCAGGCGAGCUUGCGAGGGUUUACCUUAAUGGUUACCCCCCCUCUCCCUCUGCUCCCCAUUCCCUAUUCCUCCCUCUCUCUCUCCUCCGCUCUCCCCUCCCUUCCUCUCUUUCUCGUGCACUGCAUUGCUCUCCACACCCACACGACCAAUCACACAUCACUCUCUUUCUGCUUCCUCACUCUACUUUCUUUCUCCCGUCAUCCCCUCUUUCCUCCCCUUUUCUCUUUCUUCUCCUCCUCCUCUUGUCUCCACCCUCCACCACCCUAUCCGAGCUCUGGCGCAGCACUGCAUUUUACAGCGGGAACAUCUACCACUCUCCUGGCUUUGAUUGGUCGCAUGCCAUGUCAGCACUCGUCAUCCACGCCGGCAAAUUAGACGAGGCCAGCCUGGCACUUUCCACCGAACCUAUCGCCCGAGCCUACAUUGUCCCGCAGCUAGCCUCCAUGCUCAAAACCCCCUUCUGGAAACCCCUUCCCCGCCGCCCAACCACAAACAAAUGCUCCGAUUGGACGCUUUACAUCAGCAACAGUGCCCGGAUUCUCUUGUGGAACACAAUUUUCAUCCUGCCCGCAACAGCUGUAGCACUGCUGUCUCGCCUGCUGGCGCCGUUCGUAAUCUCGGUGGUGCGGAAAGCGAUAGUGACGGUGAGCUUUGGGCUGUCCCCCAAGGAGCUGAGCUUCGCCAGUGUGUUUGUGGACGAGUGCCUGCACCUGGACGAGUGGUCGCCAUCACACCACGUGCAGCACUGGAACGUGCAGAAACUUCUGGCGCUGGCCAAGACACGAUCGUUGCGGGGGGAGCUGAUGGCGGGGUAUGAAAAUCCCACGUGUGACAUGGGGGAGGCUGUAUUCGGGGAGGGGCUACUUGAAGAGGGGAUGCCUCAAGAGGGCGUAACUGGGAAAGGGGUAGCUGCGGAGGGGUUGAUUGGGGAGGGUAAGGCGGAGGAGAGAAAGGAGCAGGAGGAGGUUGGAGAGAGGGAGGUGAGGGUGAAGAGGCAAGGGGAAGGUGAUGAAAGGGUGGGUGCUGAGGGAGCAGGGGGUGCAGGGAUAGACGCAAUACAGACAAGUGUGUCGAGACCACAGCAGGGCAGCUGCAUGCACACAAUAGAGCUCUGUGAUUCGCGAAUGGAGCCCUCAGGUACCCACUUGGGUUUGGGGGAGGCCGUGGAGUCGUUUGGUGCCGCCCAACAGCACAUGGUGGCAGCAGCAGGAGAGGAGGGAGGGCAGGGCAGAGCACCGGGAAGCGAGAGGCGGAGCUUAAGCCGCUUCAGAAGGCGCGUGACAGCACGGCGCUUCACGGAGCAGGCCCUGCGACAGGAGGGGGAGAGAGGGGAGGGCGGUGAGGAGAUGGGUGAAGGAGGGGGUGACAGCAAGGAAGGGCGAGCGGGGGGAGGGGGCAGCGCUGCAGAGGGAGUUGGACGUGCGGCACGGAGGGGGGGAGUGGGCGAGGCCUCUGUUGAGGGUGCACGUGAAGAGAUGAAAGGAAAGCAGCAGCAGCACCAGCAGCAGUGGGGAACAGAGAAGGGGGUGAGGCCGGGGCACGAGGGACAGCUGAAGAUGACCAAAGUGCAACAUGGCAGCAGCAGGCAGCAGCGAGUGAGUGCGAGAGGCAGCAGGGAGGAGCGGGUGGCAUAUGAAUUCCUGUGGAACGACGGCGCGCUGGAGGCAGCAGCGAGUGAGUCAGCGACGUACAAGCUGCUGCGCCCGCAGCUGCACGCCAUCACCCACAACCCUCACCUCUCCGACCAGGAGUGCGUGCGCCUGGUGAGACAGCAACUGCCAUGCCUUUUGGUCUUUGACCUGGUCUAUGCUUCCCCCUCCUCCCUCGUGCAGGUGAAGCAACUGUGUGCGAUGAUAGAGGAGCGAUUUGGCGAGCUGACCGGCCAAUUCGAUCUCAACCACGGGGCUUAUUUCCGAGAUCCCCGCAUUAUCGGGGCUAUGGUGCACUUCCUGGGACACAGGGAGCUCCCUGAUUGGUUCAGGGAGAUUGACACUGACGUGUUGAGGGCUGAAGAAAGGAUCAGGUUUGGGAGACUUGGGCACAGGGGUGCAGGUGCAUAG
This is a messenger RNA of Closterium sp. Yama58-4, 2364 nucleotides long. Lineage: Eukaryota; Viridiplantae; Streptophyta; Zygnematophyceae; Desmidiales; Closteriaceae. The record is from the annotation of a GenBank genome assembly.